This is a messenger RNA of Telopea speciosissima, 4134 nucleotides long. RefSeq lists its product as uncharacterized. Gene Ontology annotation, molecular function: nucleic acid binding; RNA-DNA hybrid ribonuclease activity. Lineage: Eukaryota; Viridiplantae; Streptophyta; Magnoliopsida; Proteales; Proteaceae. The transcript has a single exon. The record is from RefSeq and is a predicted model, not a curated record. The coding region runs from base 1 to 4134 and encodes 1377 amino acids.
AUGCGAUGCCUUUUUUGGAACAUCCGAGGAGUGGGUAACACUAGAGCUAGAGUGCAUCUUCGAGCGUUAGUGAACGAACAGAGACCGGACAUCAUUUGCUUGGCUGAACCGAAGCUAGUCGCUAAUAGAUUCCCUCAUCGUUUUUUCGCUUCAUUGGGAGUGAACUCAGAUUUAAUUUCAAAUGAACGGGAAGAGGGCAUUGACAAUAUCUGGUGCAUUUGGAAGAUGGGGCUGCAACGGCCAGUGAUGAUUCUUCAAUCUGAGCAGCAUAUUUCCAUGAAAGUGGAGCUAAAUGGGAUGAGUAAUAUUAUCUCAGUUGUCCACGCAAGCUGUUUCAGAGCAACUCGAAGGCAGCUAUGGGUUGAUUUGGCCUCGAUUGCAGGUAUGACUUGCCCCUGGCUAGUUAUUGGAGAUUUUAAUGCUUAUUUAUAUGCAGGCGAUAAAAGAGGUCCGGGCCGUUUCAACAUUGGGUCAGCAGAGGAAUUUGCUUCCAUGCUAGAGGCGGCAGCUCUUAUGCCAAUUCACUCAAUAGGCAGCAAGUACACUUGGACUAACAAUAGAAGGGUGGGCAACGUGCAAGCAGUGCUUGAUCGUAGCUUCUGUAAUGAUGUUUGGGAUCAGCACUAUGAUGGAUGUGUUCAACGAGUGCUACUCCGAGGCUCCUCUGAUCAUGCACCCCUGAUGGUCUGUAGUGAGGCUGUGCCAAGGCCAAAUAAUAUCCCUUUUCGCAUGAAUAGGUUCUGGGCAGAUCAUGGAGAUUUCUGUAGAGUGGUGCGCAGAUCUUGGGAGGAACCGGUUCAUGGUUCACCAAUUUUUGUGGUUCAUUCCAAGCUGAAAAGGCUAAAAGGCCAAUUGAGGGAAUGGGCAAGGGAAACAUUCCCCCAUGUAGAUCAUGAAAUCAAUCGUACCAGGGGCGAGCUUGAACAGAUUCAAGGACUAUUGGAUGCGGAAGGGUUCUCUGAGGCAUUAUUUGAGAGAGAAGUGCAGGCUCGUCAUGUUUAUAACCAAGCUCUUGAAUUGCAAGAGAAGCUUUGGGGAGAAAAAUCAAGAGAGAAAUGGAUGAAAUUUGGGGAUCGUUGCUCUAAAUAUUUCCACCUCACAGCUAGAAUGAGGCGUGUUAAGAACACCAUUCGCGAUUUAGAUAAAGAAGACGGCUCGGCCUUGAUGGAUCAAAAGGAGAUUAGUGAUCAUCUAGUGGAUCACUUUGAAAACUUUUUCAAGAGUGGGGGGAGAGAUAGAGAUGCGGCUCUUCUGACAGUUAUCCCUACCCUGGUAACAGACCAAGAUAAUGCCAUGCUGUCCAAGAUCCCUUCGCAUGACGAAAUCAGAACAGCUAUUUUUGAUUUGGACCCAUCUAGCGCACCAGGACCAGAUGGUUACCCAGGUACCUUCUUUAGGGCAUGUUGGAAUAUCAUUAGCAGAGACGUCUGUCGUGGCAUUCAGAGCUUCUUCAGGGAAGGCAUUGUCACUAAAGGGGUGAAUUGUAAUUUUCUCUGCCUGAUUCCAAAGGUUGAGAACGCCAAAAAGGUGGGGCAGUUUCGCCCUCUUUGCCUGGGGAAUUUCUUUUUUAAAAUCAUCCCUAAAAUAAUGGCGAUCAGAUUGUCUUCCAUUCUACACAAGCUAAUUUCUUCAGAGCAAGGGGCUUUCCAGAAAGGCAGAGUUAUUUUUGAAAAUAUUGGAGUGGCCUCAGAACUUACAAAUCUGCUGGAUGUUAAAUGUAGAGGAGGUGGCAUGAGUAUGAAACUAGACAUUCAAAAGGCGUUUGACACGCUAGAGUGGAGCUUCCUGUUUGAUGUUCUUAGUGCCUUUGGUUUUUUUCAACUGUGGAUUAAUUGGGUGCAUCAAAUUCUAAAAUCUACUCGGAUAUCAAUUUUGAUUAAUGGAGGGCCUGCCGGUUUUUUUGGGAUGGAAAGAGGGUUGAGACAAGGUGAUCCACUAUCCCCACUCCUCUUUAUUUUAUCUGAAGAGGUGCUAUGCAGAGGGUUGUCUGAUCUGCGUAAUAGAGGAUGGAUUAAUGCCCUUGCAGGACCACGCCAGGUGAGAACACCCUCCCACCUAUUGUAUGCUGAUGACCUUUUUAUUUUUAUGAAGGCAAAGCUGGCUAAUAUUAGGCGUGUCAAGCGAUUCCUGGAGGCCUAUGGAGAGUACUCGGGUCAGGUGAUCAACCUUGCUAAAAGCAAAGUCUUCUUUGGUCGUAUCCCAGCAAAUAGAAGGCAGAGAAUUUUAUCAGUUCUUCAAAUCCCAGUGUGUACCUUCCCAACAAAGUACCUAGGAGUGUUUUUAAAGAAGGGCAGGGUGAAACAAGGCAUGAUUCAGCCACUUGUUGAUCAAUUCAAGAGUCGACUGGCGUCUUGGAAGGGGCGCCUUCUCUCCAUGGCAGGGCGGGUUGAGCUAGUUCGAACUGUGAUGGGAAGUAUCCCAGUGCACAAUUUUUCAGUAUAUCUUUGGCCGGUGGACACUAUCGAGGUUAUGGAGAGAUGGAUUCGCAACUUUAUUUGGACCGGUGAUGCUGACUGCUCUAAGGCUAUCACAGUUCGAUGGGAUAGUCUAUGCAAACCCAAAAAGGAAGGUGGUCUCGGUGUUCGACGGUUACGAGAUCUCAAUUUGGCUCUUAUUGCUAAGCUUGCUUGGACUAUAUAUACAGAUCAGUCUACAUUUGCAACUUUUUUGAGAGGUCGUCUAGUGAAAGCAGAUGGGACCCUCAAAACGGCUGUUGGUACCUCCACGCUCCUCCCAGGACUGAGAAGAGUUUGGGAUUUUAUACGGGCAGCGGAGAGAUGGGUGGUGGGAACCGGCAAUUCAGUUAAUUUCUGGUAUGAUAAGUGGAUACAUAACCAAAGCAUUGAGGACCUAGUCUUACCCCUCCACAUUCCACGCAAUCUAUCAGCAAAGGUGGCGGAUUUUUGGGAAGAUGGAAGCUGGGUUCUGCCGGCAGUCCAAGAACCAGAAAUUCAAAAUGUUUUCACAGUGAUCCAAGGCAGUGGAAUAGCUUGUCACAGUAGACCUGAUAUGCGCUUUUGGGCUCACUCAUCCACAGGCCGAUUCACAGUUAAGACUGCUUGGGAGGCUUUGCGCAUAAAGGCGGCUACACCUGAGUGGGUUUCAGAUAUUUGGAACCGAGACCUUCUUCCACGCACUGCAGUAUUUGGCUGGAGGCUAGCGCAUGGCGUUCUUCCCACUGAUCACAUGGUAUGUCGCAAAGCAGUUCCUCUAGCAUCAAGAUGUGACCUUUGUUACAUGGACUGUGAAACGAUCCAACAUUUGUUUCUUGAAUGCGCGUUUUCGCGACAAGUUUGGAUGGAGGUGCUAUUUGCUUUCAAUCAGAGCUGGAGUGGCUUCCCAACCAUUGAGCUACUAUUUUCUUGGUGGCGCAGGAAGACCAAGGCAGUAGCCCUCCCUAAGGCAUGGGGCGCAUUACUGAUUAUAAGUUGUAAAAAUUUAUGGUGGGAGCGCAACAGACGUCGCCAUGAAAACUGCAAGAGAACUCCAGCCGAAGUGGCAAAGCUAUGCUUUAAGGAAGUUGGGGAUUGCACAUGGGCGAAAGGGGUACAAGUAAAAACGGUGCAAGACCUUGCCUUGGCUCGUAUGCUAAAAGUCACAAUCUCAAAACCAGCUGUUAAAAGAAUAGUAGAAGUGCGAUGGAAGCAACCACUACAAGGUUGGUGGAAAUUGAACAUCGAUGGCUCUUCCUUGGGCAACCCAGGAUCAAUUGGAGCAGGGGGAAUAAUUCGGGAUCACUUAGGAGCGGUUUUAAGAUGCUUCUCUCAGUACCAAAGAGUGGGCUCAAACUACAUGGCUGAGCUGGGGGCCUUUUUUACUGGAGUUGACCAUGCUAGAGAAAUGGGAGCUGAAAAUAUUUGGAUUGAAUGCGACUCGGAGGCGGUCGUCUCUACAAUUCUCUCUAGUAAGCUUCCUUGGUAUCUAAUGAAUAAGUGGUGGAAGGCCUCAUCUUUUCUGGACACUAUCAGGUGGCGAAUCACUCAUUGCUACAGAGAAGCAAAUUCUGCAGCUGAUGCGCUUGCAACCCACGCAGCGAAAAGGAAAUGCACCACUUGUUGGACUAGUCCACCCCAUUUUAUUAUGCAGACUGUCUAUUGGGAAGCGCUAGAACGGCCUUUCUAUAGAUUUACUUAG